UAAACUCACUACAUAAACACCCCCACUCCAGGUCCAUGCAUUUCUUUCCAACCUUCCAUCUUUCGCUGAAUUCAUCAAAACCUGUAUCAAGGAUGAUGUGGAAAGUUUAGAAGAUGCUUCAGUGUGGAGAUUACUUUAUCCUAAACCACUUAGAACUGCAGGUGGGAGUCAUGUGGUCAAGAUACCAAGCUCCACGAUAGGACAUCUUGUUGACAGUCAGUUUGGUGAAAUGGUGCAAUGGCAACAUCCUGUGAAUGGUUGGGCAGUGUUUCACGCUGAAAUUAAGAGUUUAUUAAGUUACCGGGGUCCAAGUUCAAAUCUCGAUCUGAUCGGAUUUAUUCAAAAAUCUCUUCUCAUCUACCGAUUGGUUGAAAAGAUUUUAGUCUCAGUGCAGACUGAUUCACCCGACACAGGCUGCAUGGCUGUGCUUGAGACUAUGAAGUUAUUUGUCGACCAUAUUCCAGAGUUGUUACAAAAAAUAAUCCAUACUGGAGAACCGCCUGUCGAGCUAGUUGCGACGUGCAUGAGGUGCGCCACAGCGUGGAUAAACGUUGAUCGCACCAAUCAUUGUGAGGAUACAUGGAAAAAGUUGACGCGUAUCGGUUACUUUCCAUAUCAAAAUACUCCAGCUUUGCAUGGACAGUUUCAACCAGGAAUGUUUGGUUCAGUGUUAGUGGAGGUAAGAUUUGGUGUAGGUUUGUCGUGCAUAUAUGUUCUAGUUUAACAUGGCAGUAUCCUA
Ciona intestinalis (vase tunicate) is the source of this 739-nucleotide messenger RNA. The record is from RefSeq and is a predicted model, not a curated record. NCBI's taxonomy places the organism in Eukaryota, Metazoa, Chordata, Ascidiacea, Phlebobranchia, Cionidae.